This is a messenger RNA of Sodiomyces alkalinus F11, 222 nucleotides long. RefSeq lists its product as hypothetical. NCBI's taxonomy places the organism in Eukaryota, Fungi, Ascomycota, Sordariomycetes, Glomerellales, Plectosphaerellaceae. Bases 31 to 207 code for a protein of 58 amino acids. The record is from RefSeq and is a predicted model, not a curated record. The transcript has a single exon.
CGGGGUUUCUUGAAAUAUACAUCUGUGGACAUGGAGAUGAGGAAGAUGAAGUGUGGAGGAAGUUCUGCAGAGGGUGGUCAGCCAGCCAGCCAGUCACUGCCUAGACCUCCACCCCCUCCUCCUCCAGGACACUCUACUAUGGAUGGUGUGAAAAAUGGGAAGAGACCAAGUCCUGCGCAGGCUCGCAGUAUGUGCCGACAGCUUUGAAUUUGAAUAUUUGCC